Messenger RNA from Cladocopium goreaui, 2385 nucleotides. NCBI's taxonomy places the organism in Eukaryota, Dinophyceae, Suessiales, Symbiodiniaceae. The record is from the annotation of a GenBank genome assembly.
AUGGGAGCUUCCAUUGGUUGCAGCGAGUGCGUCACCAGUCGGGAUGAUUCGAAUAGCGUGAUGACAAGGUGCAUGGACAGCCCAUGGACUUCAAACAAAUCCAACGUCAUUACUGCGGAAGACUUGAAUUUAGCCUUUGGCGCAAUGCAACAAAUCCAAGAAACCCAGGUUCAUGCCAUAGCGCCCCCUGCAUUGGUUUGCAGAUCUAGGACGGCUGCAUCCCCCAAAGCGCGACCAGAAUCCAAGGAAUUGGAAAUGGAAAAUAUCGCCAUGUUGCAGCUUUCCAAUGGUGCUCUCUACGAGGGGCACCUGGAAGACUUCAAAGCACAUGGCAGAGGGUUGCUUUGCUAUGCAAGUGGCAACAGAUACGAUGGAGACUUUGUUUUAGACCAAGCACAUGGCUAUGGUUGCUUUUUGUGGAAGGACGGAUCCAUCUACGAGGGACAGUGGUCAAGGAAUUUGCAGGUAUCUCCUGGAUCGCCGUCGAGCACAUUGCCAGUGCCAGCUGGUUCAAUUCCUGGCGUCACCCGAGUUAUGACAAUACAUGAGGGGAAGGUCUAUGCAACUGAGCUUCCAAAAGAUGCAACAUAUCCCCAUGCAAUGAGAGUGACCUUCGAAAACUUUAAUCUGUUUUGCAAGGCCGAGAACAAGAGAUCUAUUGCGCUGCGAGCUUUAGUUCCAGGCGAUGCCAUACCAGGUGUGUCAAAUACAUAUGCACGUGGGGAGUCACUGGUUGAGAUCAAAGUUCCGAAGAAUGCAAAACCUGGAGAUACGCUGAUCAUCAACGCAAAUCGACCGCAAGAGUCGCAGGUUCACUCCUUGAGUUUGGCAAAGACAGCAAAGGCAGCCAAUCUAACGGUGGAACCAGAUGAAGACAUUCGACGACAUGAUUUUAUGCAGCAACGCCUGAAAGAAAAUGGAGGUACAUGGAAUCCAAAGAUCGAGAGAGCCAGCACUGAUCGAUUGAUUGUGCCUGGAAUUGUGGCUACUGAGCCCAUCUCCAAAGGUGAGGUCCUGGUGAGGUGUCCUCCAGAGUUAUUUAUUUCCUCAGAAGCAGUUCGGCAGAUGGCCCCUGCAUAUGCAAUUCUCGCUGCAGAAGCAGCGAACGAAUUAACUUUUGAUCGUGGAAAUGUUGACUGGGCGCUUCAAGCAACUUUUCUGGCCAGCAUGAUGGCAGCUGCCGAAGAUGCCAGAAUAAAGGGUCCGAGCAUCCCAGAAGCGAAGAGAGAGGUUUGGGAAGCCUUUCUGCAAGUUCUCCUUUGCGAGACCUUUACGCAACAUCCCUACAGGCUUGCAGCAGAAGACCCUGCAGCCUUCAAGUCUUCAUUAUUGCCAUCGUGUGAAGCUGAUUUGAUUGAAUAUUUGGCCUGGACGGUGUUGCAAUGGUAUGACAUACUCACUUCUCACUCUUCCUACGCCGCUUCAAGCGCGUCCCUCCAAUUUUCAGCAGAGCAGUUUCUUCGAGCUUGGCUUCUGGUGACAACUCGUGCUUUUGAUGUAGAUGGCACACGCACGACACUGGUGCCGGGCCUUGACUCUUUCAAUCAUGAUCCUUCUCGGGCCUCUGCGCGCGCUGCUGCAGAUGGGAGAGGGGGUCUUUACAUCGUCGCAACUCGAGACAUCGAAGCUGCUGAGGAGGUCUUUCUCCUGUAUCAACAGUUUUCAAACUCAGAGCUCUAUAGGAAAUACGGCUUUACAUUGCCUAUGGAAGCAAUGAAGCACCAAAGCUUCACCGUGUUACCCAGCAGAGUUCGCUUCUUGCUGCUGAAGUAUUUGCCAGUGAGCCAUGCUGGACUACUCAUUGAAUUCCACAGUGCCAUGCUGCAUCCAACACUGGUUGCUGCCAUCAAGGCCUGCGCCGCCAACGGCAAGAACUACAUCAAUUUCCUGCGUGAAUUGCUGCAGUUCUUUGCGGAAGCUUAUGAGCGCGACCCUGAAAUGCAGGAUGCGAUGCGAUCAAAGACAGCCACGGAAGAUUUGCUUCGCGUGAAGUUGAGUUAUUCCGAUGGGAUCGGCAAAGAAAUUUGGAGUGAUGGAUCUGGCUUUGAAGGUUCCUUCAGGGAAGGGAAAAAGAGUGGUGUCGGCAAGGUGUGGUGGCCAGAGGGCUGCUAUGAAGGUGAUAUUGAUGGCGGCGAAUUGGAAGGACAAGGUACUUUGACCUGGAAAGACGGCACUUCCUACUGUGGGGGUUGGGUGAAAAGCCAAAAGUCAGGAAAGGGUGUGAUGAAAUGGCCAGAUGGGCGCUGGCACAAAGGCACCUAUUUCAAGGACAAACGGCAUGGCCGAGGCUGCCUUGCUUGGCCUGAUGGCCGGCAAUACUGUGGAGAGCCAGAACUGCUCAGAACUGCGAUACGACGGUGUCGUCACUACUUGCUGAGUUUUUGA